Molecule: messenger RNA, 2176 nt
Organism: Effrenium voratum
Lineage: Eukaryota; Dinophyceae; Suessiales; Symbiodiniaceae
Source: the annotation of a GenBank genome assembly
AGCACGAUCGCUCAAAGUUUUUGAUCUACAAAGCUUUGGGGCAUGUACGGGCACAUCCACAUCAUUCUAAAGGAUCUCAUCCUCACGGCCUUUGGAGAAAAGACAUGGAAGGCCAUUCUGCAACGGUCCGGGUGUAAUGAAGAGUUGGUCUUGAACGUGGUGGCUCACCCAGAUUCGGUGACCCUUGCGCUGGUGGGUGCCACCUGCGAGGAAACAAAAUUAAGCGCAGAGCAGGCGCUUGAGGCCUUUGGCCGGCACUUCGUCCUGUUCGUGCUACGGAGCGGCAAUGCUCGCUUCCUGAAGGCUCAGGGUAGCACGCUGCCAACGUUUCUGGCCAAUGUGAACAGCUUGCACAACCAGCUGGAGCGCGAUCACCCAAAUGCUAUGUUUCCGUACAUGGAGGUGAAUUAUGACGGCACUAGCAAUUUUCUUGACUUGCACUACCUGUCCACACGGGCGAACCUUUCAAGCGUAGUGGCUGGGGUUGUCAAGGAAGCUGGUCGUUUGCUCUUCGGGCUAGAUGUCAGCAUGGCAUCACAGCCAACCGUUCGGUAUUUCCGCAAGGAUGCAGAAGAGUCUCGAGCAGUUUCGUGGAGAGUUUCAUGGACAACGCUCGAUGAACCCCCACCGCUACCAAUGGUGCCUAAGCCGAAAAGGAUGUCCGUUGCUGCCCUUCACUGGGCCAUGAUCGACUUCUCCAGCCUCAUUCAGCAAAUAGCCUGUAUACCCCAGUGCAAUCCAGGUUUGGAUGCGCUGGAUUCAGAAGCAUCGAGGAAAUACGACCAGGUGCUUCGGCAAGUAUGUUCAGUUGAUAUCCUGUUGAGGGCUGUGCCAGCCAAAUGUGUGGCGGCCGCAUGGUGCGAUCCGCAUUUGGAGAGCUGCAUUGAAUUUUGGGAGACUUCUCAAGGAAGCUCCAAACAUUACGAGGUCUCACAGGACGCGUCGUUUGUAGACGUGUUCGUGAGUCACAGUUGGUCAGCGCCAGAUGACUGGAGUGACAAGAUGGGCCCUGAUGUGGACUACGCCGAAGUGAAAGCGACUACUCUUGCUGUGAUGGCCAAGGAUUAUGCUCAGUCGUUUCGGAGCUUGAGCGAAUGGACGGACGCAACCUUUUGGGUUGACAAGGCUUGUAUUGCUCAGGAUCACCCUGAGUUGAAGGCCCUGAGCAUUAAAUUGCUGGAACAGUUCAUCCAAAAGUGCGACAGCAUGUGCGUGCUCUUCACGUGGACUUACCUUGAGAGAUUGUGGUGUGUGUAUGAGUUGGCCUGCGUCUUGAUUCACAAGCCUCCUCACAAAGUCUACUUGCAGACCGAGCUCUUCGUGAAGGAAGAGACGUUGCCCCUUUACGUGGAAGCCGUUAGAGGCUUUUCACUGGCCAACACCAAGUGCUGCAAGGAGGAAGACCGCAAAGUACUUGAAGCAAAGAUUGAAGAAGAGUACGUCUCCACGAAACAUUUCGAGCAGCUCGUGCAGGCGACCGCCAUAGCGUUGAUGGCCCGAAGCAUGGCCUUCCGAGCUGGGCGGUCACCUGCCCUGUAUGCGACCUUUUUCCAUCCGUGGGCAAAGUUAGCACGGGACAUUGGAAUGGCAGAGCUAGCUGACGCCCUCGAGUGCUGCAGGUGCAUCGAGUGGCGCAGGGCCACUUCUUUGAACUCCAGUGCAUCGGGCUCAGUAAAGCGAGCGCCGACGCAGAAGAGCUCCUACAGCAAAAGCUCCUACGGCAAAGUGACUGGCACCGACGCUAGUGUCCGCUCGGCCGGAGCUACAUCAGAUACAAGGGAUUUGUUGAUGACUUCACCCAGAUCAGACGUCCAACCGCCCUUAGCGCUGGAGGACACCAGUCCAAGUCGAGCUGACCAAAUGGGGAACAGCAUGGGAGUCAACUCGAUCCAGUAUCAGCAAAUUGUCGCGGAUUGGUUUGAGUUGGACGUGGCUCCAAUUUUGGCAACUUUGCAAGAGGAAAGCACCAAGUGAGAGCCUUUGUAGCAUAGGAUUGCCUCGAGACUCAGAGAAUUUGCUCUUUGUUGGCUGCUCGAAUCAAGCACAUUGUUGACUUGACUUGAGACGGCCUGCUAUGCCAGUAUUGCCUCAGACAUAGAUUGGCUCUAUGCAUGUGUUUCCAAAGGAAACGCCAAGACAUGACACAGACAUUGCAUGCAGCCUGCGUAGCUGGUAC